Thlaspi arvense is the source of this 1791-nucleotide messenger RNA. NCBI's taxonomy places the organism in Eukaryota, Viridiplantae, Streptophyta, Magnoliopsida, Brassicales, Brassicaceae. The record is from the annotation of a GenBank genome assembly.
AUGGCGAAUUUCGCGUCUGCAAAUCGAGAAGCCCUGAUUGCACAAAGCAUCUGUGGAGCUGUGUUGAAGGGAAACUGGAGAAAUAUCCUCAAACACAAAAUCGAUUCGGGAUUAUUAACAUCAGCGAUAACCACACAGGUAAUCUCCGAGCUUUCUUCGUGUUCUGGCUAUGGUGGACCUUCUCUUUCAUGGAGUUUCUUCACCUGGACGGAUUCGUUUCCUACCUCUAAACACAGCUUACAAUCAUCCUGGAAAAUGAUCCUGAUCCUUACAAAACACAAACAUUUCAAAACCGCACACCACCUGCUCGAUAAAUUGUCACAGAGAGAGCUUUUGUCAUCUCCUCUGGUUUUAAGAUCUUUGCUUGGAGGUGUUUCUGAAGAUCCCGAAGUUCUCUCUCACGUUUUCAGCUGGUUAAUAAUAUCCUACGCUAAAUCUGGAAUGAUCAACGAUUCGAUUGAGGUUUUCGAGCAGAUCAAGAACUGCGGAUUGAAACCUCAUUUGCAAGCUUGUACUGUGUUACUGAACAGUCUAGUGAAACAGAGAUUGACUGAUUCAGUUUUCAAGAUUUUCAAGAAGAUGGUGAAGCUAGGUGUUGUGGCUAACAUCCAUUUGUACAACGUAUUGGUUCACGCUUGUUCUAAAUCCGGAGAUCCUGAGAAAGCCGAGAAACUGUUGAGCGAGAUGGAAGAGAAAGGCGUGUUUCCGGAUCUUUUCACCUACAACACGCUUAUCUCCGUGUACUGCAGAAAAAGUAUGCAUUUCGAGGCUUUAUCAGUGCAAGACAGGAUGCAGAGAAGCGGUGUAGCUCCUGAUAUCGUCACCUAUAACUCGCUGAUACACGGGUUUAGUAGAGAAGGGAGAAUGAGAGAAGCGACGAGGAUGUUUCGGGAGAUCAAGGGCGUUGUUACCGCGAACCAUGUGACUUACACUACUUUGAUUGAUGGGUAUUGUAGAAUGAAUGAUAUAGAUGAAGCUUUGAGGCUAAGGGAAGUAAUGGAAUCGAGAGGUUUUGUUCCUGGUGUUGUGACUUAUAACUCGAUUCUUCGGAAGCUUUGUGAAGAUGGGAGAAUCAGAGAAGCUAAUAGGCUUUUGAGUGAGAUGAGUGAGAAGAAGAUAGAGCCUGAUAAUAUCACUUGUAAUACUUUGAUCAACGCGUAUUGUAAAGUGGGAGACAUGGUUUCUGCAGUGAAAGUGAAGAAGAAGAUGGUUGAUUCAGGGCUGAAACUGGAUAUGUAUUCGUAUAAAGCAUUGAUUCACGGGUUUUGUAAAGUUCUGGAACUUGAUAAUGCGAAGCAGGAGAUGUUCUCUAUGGUAGAGAAAGGCUUAUCUCCUGGAUAUUCGGUUUUUUCUUGGCUCGUGGAUGGAUUGUAUAACCAGAACAAGAUAGACGAAAUUGUGAAACUUCCAGAGGAGUUUGAGAACAGAGGUCUUUGUGUAGAUGUUGCUGUAUACAGAGGAUUGAUAAGAAGGGUUUGUAAGUUUGAACGUGUGGAUUACGCCAAAGUGUUGUGUGAUUCAAUGGAGAAGAAGGGUGUAAUGGGAGAUAGCGUUAUAUACACAAGCAUGGCGUAUGCGUGUUGGAGAACAGGGAAGGUCACCGAAGCUUCUGCGUUGUUCGAUGUGAUGUAUAAUCGACGGUUGAUGGUGAAUUUGAAGCUGUAUAAAUCUCUUAGUGCCUCUUACGCUGGUGAUAACGAAGUGUUGAGAUUCUUUUGGAGUCAUGUAGGUGAUAGAUGUCUUAUAUCCAAGAGUAUUUUACGGGAAAUGAACAGAAGCGAGGUCUUGUGA